GUUGGUUUGGUCAUCAACUUUCCUGAUCUACCUCAACAGCUGUAAGUCUAAACUUGCAGCCCCUCAGUUGUACAGCAACUCAUAGUGAGUAGGGAAAAGGGGGACUUGAAACGGGGACAGAACAGUCUGGCCCCUUUCCCUUCGAACCAGAGGCACAGAUUUGCGACAGGGGAGAGAAGACACUAGUCUUAGGCGGAGAGGUGGGAAGCUUGCUGCAGUCACUGAGGAAAGAAGCUUCUAGGACACAGACGUAUAGAAGAACAUCCAAUUUUGUAGAUUUUUUUUUCAUACCAGGCAAAGAAUAUUCAUUUAACAGAAAUCUCACUACCUGGAAACAUGCACAAACGCACAAAGAUUAAGAUUGCUGUCUUCGUGCUGCUGGUGGGAAUGGCCUGCAUGUUCACGGCAGUAGUAACGGACCACUGGGCAGUGCUCAGCCCGCUGGUGGAUAAAGUCAAUGAGACCUGCGAGGCGGCCCACUUCGGCCUGUGGAGAUUGUGCAAGAAGCACAUCUACAUGAGCUCGGAAAACUACGUGGAGGGGCAUGGCUGCGGACCCAUCAGCCUGCCUGGAGAGGAAAACUGUACUUACUUCAGACACUUCACUCCAGGGCAGGAUGCUGAGAUAUUUGAAUAUAAAACACAAAAAGAGUACAACAUCUCCGCUGCAGCCAUCUCCAUCUUCAGUCUUGCCUUCAUAAUCCUGGGGUCUCUGUGUUUGAUGGGAUCAUGUACCGGAAAAGGCAAAGGAAGAGACUACCUCCUCAAACCUGCUGGAAUGUUUUUCGCAUUCGCAGGUCUCUGUUCCUUCAUCUCACUGGAGGUAAUGCGUCAGUCAGUCAAACGCAUGAUCGAGAGCGAGGACACAAUCUGGAUCGAAUACUACUACGCCUGGUCCUUUGCUUGCGCCUGCACUGGCUUUGUCCUCCUCUUUCUCACUGGCAUCGCCCUCCUGAUCCUCUCCAUGCCCCAGAUGCCCAGAAAUCCAUGGGAGACUUGCAUGGAUGCUGAGCCGGAGCAAGUAGAGUGAUAGCUAAGCAGACCGAUGAAUACGGGAUGAGAGUGACAGGGUCUUUCGUUUUAAGAACAUAUGUUAGAUUCAUUUCAUGAACAAGAGCUGGUCAUAAAAGGGUAAGGCAUUCAUGAUGCCAGAAACUGGUUUGGGCGUGGAUGGACCAUAGCGAUGAUGGAGAAUUUACCUCUCUACAAUUAUACAUCAACUCGAAUAUGGGCCAUUUUGAGUUUCAAAUGUUUACCUUAUCCUGUACACCCACCCAGAAUGUUAAAAAAAGCAGUCUUCUCCAACAUUUCCCUAGAUAUGUUCAUGAGCUCGAAUCUGACAUGAGGCCUAAAAACCACUAUACUUCUCAGUAAGAGCCAGCCUGGGCCAACUAUCAUCUUCAAUUAUUUUAUAAGGCGUUUAGUAUGCUUCAGUUUUUCUCUACAACUCUAACCUUUUACUGCUGGCACAUAUAAAAAAGAAAUGUUAAAAAGGAUUUAUCACACGUCACUGUUAUGUGACCAUGGUCUGGUUUGGUCUCCCAAAUGUCAUCAUUAUGCGCAUUUGAGAAUACAGGUCAUAUAGUUAUGUACAUCUACAACAAGUGACUUUAUGUGAUUUUAUGUACUGCAUUAUGUAUGAUAUCUUGUACAUAUCUAAUGUUUGUUGAUUUUUGUAUGGGAUCGCUCAAGGAAUGAAACAAGAAAUAUCGAUUAAGUAAGAGAUGUAUAUGUAUUCAAAUGUUAAGUUGUACAUUACAUUAAGAUUUAUAAAGACCCUUUACAUAAUGUCCCAUUAAAAUAAGAACUUGCAAAUAAAUGACUGAUUUCAAGCAAAGCACAGAACAGGUUUGUGUGUGUGUGUGGCAGGCUGAAUGCUAAACACCCACAGAGUCUGCAGCACUGAUCAUGCUGGAAAAGGUUCAGUUCUAGCAGGUGCACAUACAAGGCCUUUUACUUUUUGUUGACAGCUUACAAACCAAACCGAUACAAAACAAUUCUCUGUUCAUUUCCAUGCGUCAUCAUGCGGCGAACUGUUUUUUUUUGCAUCAGAGAUCAUGAAAACCCCACACUUUACCCCAGUGUGCAGACAGCUGCAGACUCAGUGUCAGCUCAGCUGUCAUUUUCUUUAAAAAAAAUAAAUAACAUGCUGUUUUGUUUAAGAAUGAACUGUCAAUAGCCAGCCGAAUCAUGCAAACAUAAUGCAAAGAGAAAAGAGGACACUGUUGAGAACGCAUUUCACCAGUUAAUGUCUACAGUAUAGGACUGACGAUGCUGGUCAGUCACUUCCAGCCUUGAGAACUCUACAUCUUAAAAAACAAAAUGUUUUCAUAUUAAAAAACAAUGAGCGAAGAAGAUAAAAUGUGGACUGGUAUUGCAAACAAACCUCCAUCAUUAUUAAACAAGUUAUUCAGGUAUGGUAGACAGAGGCGAAUGUGCAUAUAUACUUUCAUCAAAAUUGCAAUAAAACCUUUGCAAAAAGCUGUUACCUAUGUAUGAUCUUGAAGUUGUACAGUAGCUGUGGGUAUUCUGAGACACAGUGAAAGUCUCUGAACUAGACAUGUUUUUACUUUGCUUGGCAUGACGUCUGUAUGAAAUAGCUGCUAUCACGUGCAUUUAGCGGUUUAGCAUUUAAUAUAGUCGAACUUUUUGUGCAAGACCUGCAGCUGUUAGUGAGAGCAACAACCAUCCAUGUUAAUGAGCUUUUUCUGGGCAAAACUGCAUUUAUUUUCAUUUGUAUUGACUGUUACUGUUCUGAUACUGUGUAUUUAACUAACAAGUGAUAUAAAAAAACAAGCAGUAGAUUUUGAGUGUUUCUUAUGUGCUACAACUUUGUAACAAAAAUUAAAUCUUGAUAAGCUUUGGAAA
Molecule: messenger RNA, 2867 nt
Organism: Micropterus salmoides (largemouth bass)
Lineage: Eukaryota; Metazoa; Chordata; Actinopteri; Centrarchiformes; Centrarchidae
Gene: cacng1a
Product: calcium channel, voltage-dependent, gamma subunit 1a
Exons: 4
Coding region: 337-1029 (230 amino acids)
Biological process (GO): calcium ion transmembrane transport; regulation of calcium ion transmembrane transport via high voltage-gated calcium channel
Cellular component (GO): membrane; L-type voltage-gated calcium channel complex
Molecular function (GO): calcium channel regulator activity; voltage-gated calcium channel activity
Source: RefSeq, a predicted model, not a curated record